GACAUCACUAAAAAGACGCACUUUUAUCAAUAUUAUUGUAAAUUUUAUAAAAACCUGUAUUAUAACUUUUCUUGGGAAGCCUUUUGAGCUAGGCACUUCAUAAACCAUGUCCAUAGAAAUCGAAUCAGCCGAUGUGAUUCGGCUUAUCCAGCAAUAUCUGAAGGAGUCCAACCUUAUGAAAACCCUGCAGACAUUACAGGAAGAAACUGGCGUGUCUUUGAACACAGUGGACAGUGUAGACGGCUUUGUUCAGGACAUCUCCAAUGGCCACUGGGACACCGUGUUGAAAGUCACGCAAUCUCUAAAGCUACCCGACAAGAAGCUACUCAAUCUUUACGAACAGAUAGUACUAGAGUUGAUUGAGUUGAGGGAAUUGGGCGCAGCCAGAUCUUUGCUUCGGCAAACGGAUCCCAUGAGCAUGUUAAAGCAGCAGGAACCAGAACGAUACAUUCAUUUGGAAAACAUGCUGCAACGUGCCUAUUUUGACCCCAGAGAAGCCUAUGCCGAGGGCAGCAGUAAAGAAAAGCGGCGCACGGCCAUCUCCCAGGAGUUGAGUGGCGAGGUUCAUGUAGUGCCAUCCUCCAGGCUCUUGGCGCUUUUGGGACAGGCUUUAAAAUGGCAACAGCAUCAGGGACUUUUACCUCCAGGAACCACCAUCGAUUUGUUCCGCGGCAAAGCGGCUAUGAAGGAUCAAGAAGAGGAAAUGUAUCCCACACAGCUCUUCCGACAAAUCAAAUUCGGCCAAAAGUCCCAUGUGGAAUGUGCGCAGUUUUCCCCUGAUGGUCAGUACCUCAUCACGGGUAGUGUCGACGGUUUUCUUGAGGUAUGGAAUUUUACUACUGGCAAAGUAAGAAAGGAUCUGAAAUACCAGGCGCAAGACCAGUUCAUGAUGAUGGAGCAAGCAGUGCUGGCGUUAAAUUUCUCUCGUGACUCUGAAAUGGUUGCCUCCGGUGCACAAGAUGGCCAGAUUAAGGUGUGGCGUAUAAUCACUGGUCAGUGCUUGAGAAAGUUUGAGAAGGCUCACACGAAGGGAAUAACCUGCUUGCAGUUUUCGCGAGAUAACAGCCAGGUUCUCAGUGCGUCCUUCGACUAUACGGUGCGACUUCACGGCCUGAAAUCGGGAAAAAUGCUGAAGGAGUUUAAGGGUCACUCGUCCUUUGUGAACGAAGCAACAUUCACGCCAGAUGGCCACAGCGUGCUCAGCGCCUCUUCCGACGGUACAGUGAAAGUGUGGUCCCUUAAAACUACGGAGUGCGUGGCCACCUACAAGCCCCUCGGCAAUGAGUUGGCUGUCAACACCGUCCUUAUCCUGCCCAAAAAUCCCGAGCAUUUUAUCGUUUGUAACCGGUCAAAUACAGUGGUUAUUAUGAACAUGCAGGGACAGAUUGUGCGAUCGUUCUCGUCGGGUAAGCGCGAGGGUGGAGCCUUUAUCGCAGCUACUCUAUCACCGCGAGGCGAGUUCAUUUAUUGCGCUGGCGAGGAUCAAGUGCUGUACUGUUUCUCCGUCUCCUCCGGUAAACUGGAACGUACUUUGAAUGUUCAUGAAAAAGACGUUAUUGGCCUGACCCAUCAUCCGCAUCAGAAUCUGCUGGCCAGCUUUAGUGAGGACGGCCUGCUAAAGCUUUGGAAACCCUAGAUCGUAUAAGCAAUUGACUUUCACACCUAGUUUUAGUUGGUUGUCUUAUUUGAGCUACCGAAAUAUACCUACUGACCCCAAA
Drosophila eugracilis is the source of this 1718-nucleotide messenger RNA. RefSeq names its product WD40 repeat-containing protein SMU1 (gene Smu1). The transcript is spliced from 5 exons. Gene Ontology annotation, molecular function: protein binding. NCBI's taxonomy places the organism in Eukaryota, Metazoa, Arthropoda, Insecta, Diptera, Drosophilidae. The record is from RefSeq and is a predicted model, not a curated record. Gene Ontology annotation, biological process: mRNA splicing, via spliceosome. Bases 107 to 1636 code for a protein of 509 amino acids. Gene Ontology annotation, cellular component: precatalytic spliceosome.